Molecule: messenger RNA, 498 nt
Organism: Enterobius vermicularis (human pinworm)
Lineage: Eukaryota; Metazoa; Nematoda; Chromadorea; Rhabditida; Oxyuridae
Source: the annotation of a GenBank genome assembly
AUGUCUUCUGGGGUACAGUUGAAAUCUCGAACUGUGGCAGCUGGGUCGACUAAUACUCGUGAAAUCAAUGACAGCAACUUAGUGUUUGACAGUAACGGAAAUUUGGUUUUUAGGAAAAACGAGCAAAUAGUAACCCGAGCACACUCGGCUUUACCAGCUAACGUACGACCAGUGGCAACAGCUCGUUCAUCGAGUCCUGUGGAUGUCAGCGCUGCAUCCGGCAUUGAGCCGGAUUUGGUUGCUAAGGACAGGUAUGACCCAGCAAGUAAAUGCUUUUCUUAUGUGCCGGCGAGAGCUUUGAACGAACAUUUCACUACACCGCGUAAGCCCGUGCAGUGGAUACGGGUUGAAGAACCUCGAGAAAAAGUUCUUGACGUAGCCCCAUCACCAUCUGAAAUUGCGUCAGUUCCAGUUGUGUCGACAGAACUGGUACGACGGGCAGAUACACCAAAAUGGGACGAUGAAAUAGAUAAGGUGUUAAUCCAAUAUCAAUUAUAG